This is a messenger RNA of Gastrolobium bilobum, 1852 nucleotides long. RefSeq lists its product as uncharacterized. The record is from RefSeq and is a predicted model, not a curated record. NCBI's taxonomy places the organism in Eukaryota, Viridiplantae, Streptophyta, Magnoliopsida, Fabales, Fabaceae. The coding region runs from base 265 to 1581 and encodes 438 amino acids. Gene Ontology annotation, biological process: regulation of peptide transport. The transcript has 4 exons. Gene Ontology annotation, cellular component: membrane.
UCGGGUUUCCGCGUGGAUUCAACUUCAAUGACCAACAGCGAUUGCUUCACACAGAAAACGGCAAAUCUAUCAAUGCGAAACUUGGGCCUUUCUUCUUUCGAUUAAUCAUCAUGGAUUCUCAUACAGGUGAUAUUUUGAUAGAAUUGCAAAAUGGGUAUUGAUAAUUUUUCAAUUAAAAAGGGUUUUGCUCUCUGGGUAUUCUAGAUUUGGAGUUCCACUGUUAGUCUCUGGAAUUCUGUGAAGGAUUUGGGUGAUAAUAUAGAUAUGGUUUCAAAAGAUGUGAAUAGUAAAGCAUGGAAAUGGGCUCUGGGUUUGGUGUAUAUAAUUGCUGUGGCAACAAUAUGGAUAGCUGCUAGCUUUGUAGUGCAGUCUGUUGUAGAUGGUGGUGUUUCACCAUUCCUUAUUACUUACAUAUGCAAUUCACUGUUUGUGGUGUUGAUUCCAAUUGUUGAAAUUGGGAGGUAUUUGGAAGAUUCUUAUGGGGGUUUAUGGUUUUGGAGGAGUGAGAAGAGUAACCCUCAUUUGGAAGGGCAGGUAGGGGAGUCAGAGCAGGAUAUCCUUCUCCAAGAUAAUAAUUCAAGCAAUGAAGCCAGUGCAUCAUUGGUUAUUCAAGAGGUUGGUGUCAGUCAACAAAAGAACAAUGGUUCUGAAUUGGUGCCAUCAGACAAUGUGGUAGGGGAGUUGGUUGAUCAAGUUAAUGUGAUUGAAGAUGUUGAUAAUAAGCUGGAUGAUAAAGGACGUUGGACCCGAUGGAGAGUGGCCAAAGUUAGUCUAUUGAUAUGUCCGUUUUGGUUUUUUGCUCAACUCACUUUUAACUUGUCAUUGAAGUAUACUACUGUCACAUCAAAUACAAUCUUAAGCAGUGCAUCCAGUCUUUUUACCUUCUUGGUCUCCCUAGCUUUCUUGGGUGAGAGGUUUACUUGGUUAAAGCUGUUCAGUGUUUUACUUUGUAUGGGAGGAACGAUAAUUGUAAGUCUUGGUGAUUCACAAACUAAUUUAAGAACAGUUGCAUCAAAUCCUCUUCUUGGAGACAUCUUCGCACUUGUUUCGGCAGGAUUAUAUGCGGUUUAUAUUACCCUUAUUCGCAAGAAAUUGUCUGAUGAUGAUGGAAAGAGUGGUGAAGCCAGUAUGGCUCAGUUUCUUGGAUAUCUGGGGCUUUUCAAUGUUUUAAUUUUUCUUCCAGUUGCCCUCGUACUCAAUUUCACCAAGACAGAACCUUUUUAUACACUUACCUGGAAGCAGCUUGGUCUCAUUAUUGGUAAAGGAUUGCUGGAUAAUGUGCUGAGUGAUUACUUGUGGGCCAAGGCUGUUCUUCUUACAUCAACCACUGUAGCUACAGCUGGACUUACAAUUCAGGUCCCAUUGGCUGCCAUUGUAGAUACCUUGACUGGCAAUGCUCCUCGCAUAAUGGAUUACCUUGGAGCAGUAGCUGUCAUGUUUGGCUUCGCUGGAAUUAAUAUUCCUUCAGAUGUUUUCACCAAAUCAAGAGAAGCAACUGUGGAAUUGGACAACGAGAACUUGAGUUUAAGAAAUGAAGAGCUUACUUUGCCGAGAAGCCAAGAUUCAGCUGCAAUACCAUAGCAUGUACAUUGCAUUCAUGUCACGUCUUAGUUGAAGGGUGAUUCUUUUUUUAAACUGUACCACAUUAGUUCCAAUACCUGAAAUGUGUUACUAUACCAUUACUUGUUAGAAUUUUCCAAAAUUAACAAAAAUUCAACAAAUGAAAUAGUUUUGUUGAAACCAACUCGAGUUAGUCAUAAACAUGCACUUGGUAAUAUAUGUAUAUGUAAAUAUUAUUAAGUAUGUGAUAGAUGGCUCAUACUCUUAAAAGAUGGGGUCAUGAUCUCUCAUC